AUGGCACCUCCGUGGGGCCACGGGUGUUUAAUUUUCCUAUCCUUGUUGUGGGUACUGUGCGCCUGUGUUGCUGCCGAUUUGUCCGAUCAGACUUACGAUGAUGUUGUGGCUUUCGAAAGCGUUCGGAUCGUACAGCGUGCGAAACCUGCGGCCACGACAGCGGACCUCGCAACACCACAAGUGGUUAGGAGAAAGAAAGUCAGCCCCGAAGUUGCACAGCCUGUAAGAGUGGCGCCGCGACGUCUGAGAGGCGUCCCCAAGAAGACGAAAGCUCCACCGGCAGUCAUUGAUGAUUUGGAAACUGACCUAAAGUCAUCCGCUUCAGGACACCAUGAAAGUGUUGGGCAUGGGCAUGGUGGACACGGAGGUGGAAAGCAUGGUGGCGGCAAGCAUGGUGGCGGGGGCGGUGGUCAUCAUGAAAAAGGGGGUGGCAAGGAACAUCACUCGGAACAUCAUGCUAGUCACGGUAAUAAAGGUGAUAAGGGAUACAAAGGACAUCACAGCCACGAGAAGGCAGAGCAUGGAUACCACGACAAGGAGGGCCACAGCGGGCACCACGAUGAACAAGGGGGUAAAAAGUCGGAGCACCAUGAAGGUGGAGGCCACCAUGGCGAACAUCAUCACGGUGAGAAAGGAGAGAAGGGAGCGAAGUACGGUGAAGAGGGAGAACACAAGAAAGGUCAUAGCACCAAGGGCGAGCACAACGUCCACAAGAAAGACGAGUACGAAAAGAAGCACGAGUUCUAUGACGAGCACCACGAGGGAGGUGAACACAGCAAGCACGGAGAAUUCCAUGCGCAUCACGACAAGAAGGAAGGAGGCCACGAAAAGGAAGGACAUCACCAUGCUGAACAUCACGAACAACAUCAUGGGAAGAAGGGUCAUCACGACAAAGGUCACCAUCAUGACGACCACAAGGGCCACAAGAGUGAGCAUGGCCAUGCGGAGCAUCACGCACACGAGGAACACCAUGGCAAAAAGUCUGGCGAUGACGUGGAAAAGAAAUGGGCGUACAGUGCUGGGCAUAAGGACGGCGGUGGAAAGCAUGGUGGAAAGCACGGUGGAAAGCAUGGUGGCGGUAAACACUGA
Molecule: messenger RNA, 1089 nt
Organism: Cryptotermes secundus
Lineage: Eukaryota; Metazoa; Arthropoda; Insecta; Blattodea; Kalotermitidae
Product: histidine-rich glycoprotein
Exons: 1
Coding region: 1-1089 (362 amino acids)
Source: RefSeq, a predicted model, not a curated record